This is a messenger RNA of Galleria mellonella (greater wax moth), 3806 nucleotides long. RefSeq names its product phospholipid phosphatase 2-like. The record is from RefSeq and is a predicted model, not a curated record. The transcript is spliced from 7 exons. Gene Ontology annotation, molecular function: phosphatidate phosphatase activity. Gene Ontology annotation, biological process: phospholipid metabolic process; phospholipid dephosphorylation; signal transduction. The coding region runs from base 351 to 1229 and encodes 292 amino acids. NCBI's taxonomy places the organism in Eukaryota, Metazoa, Arthropoda, Insecta, Lepidoptera, Pyralidae.
GCCAAAUCCGACAAGCCAGUCGGCGAUUGCACGGCGCGGUUUACUAACGCAUCCACGAUCCCGCGCUACUAAUUUCAAAUACGCGAAUUAACGUUCGAUUUUCGAAAUACAAAAUUUUCUUACAAGUUUAUAUUUUCGACCGAAUACGCAAUUUUUCGGAAGAAUAGUUUUAUUCUAUUUUUGUAUUAUUGUGCUAGUGCUUGUGAAGUGGUAUUAACAUUAUUUUCAAAUUGGAUUUUAAAAUAAUGCCCAAAGUUGUGUGCGCAGCGCUUUUAUUUUCACGGCUAGAAAGCCGAUAGAAUUGGGCAUUUUUGACGGUUUCGGAACCCCGGCCUCCAGCGCCUGAGGAGAUGCAGGCGCGACACAGUCUCUGGUGGCAUUUAGUGCUCGACCUACCUAUAUUACUAUUAGUUUGUGCAGUAUGCAUCUUGCUCGAGGUGGGUGCACUGCCGAGCCGGCGCAGCGGGUUCAUGUGCCACGACCCGGCGCUCUCGUUCGCAUACACCGGCGACACCUUCUCCAUCUCGCUGGUCGUCGCCGUCACUAUUAUCGUUCCAUUUAUUGUUAUGUGGGCCGUGGAGACCAUCCACCAUCGUCACGACGAAUAUAAUAUGAAGACCAACAAGCUCGUCGCCAGCGCCAAGACAGCCGGCCUAAUAUACAGGGACUACAUCUACGGUGCAGUAGUGGUAUUCACUAUACUCGAAGUGGUCAAGUGUGUGAUCGGCUCCCCAAGACCUACGUUCUUCGAUUUAUGCGAGCCUGACGCAGAGAAGACGUGUAAACAUUCGGAGUUUGUGACCAGCUACACGUGUACUUCUACGAAGUACUCGAGGUACUUGAAGAUCGAUUCCGCCAGAAGUUUUCCAUCUGCUCAUGCAACUAUGUCUAUAUACUGCGGACUGUUUGUCGCUUGGUACCUCCAGAGGCGAGCGUUUAGCUGGCACAACCGCUCAGUGCUGAUUGUGCCGCUGGUGCAGACCAUCUGCCUAGUUUACGCCGCAGUCUGCACCCUCAGCAGACUCACGGACCACCGCCACCACUGGUGGGAUGUGCUGGUUGGCGGCUUGAUGGGACUCCUCGCCGUACUAUAUACGAUCCUGGUCCUAUGCAAGAACUUUUCGCAGCCGGCCGUGGUCAGCACCAGUGACAUAUCGAGCAGUGACAGCAACAACCACCCGUCCGUCCGACGGCUCCUACCCAACGAAUCGCGGACAGCCAUGCCCUAGCCUCAAGCAGUGUAAGCUUCGCGCUUACGAGGAAAAAAAAAUAAGUUACCUUUAUGGUAUCCUUCAUAUUUCGAAUACAUUUAAAUUCGGAAUGUUUGUGUGUGUAAAAUAAGAUGGCGUAUACCGCGCAUUGGCGAGUUCAAAUAUAGAAAUGGAACAUUUUAAUGAUUGUGACGUAGCAAUUUUUUGACUAAUAAAAUAUCCCAAAUUUGCCAUUCUAAUGAAAUAAAAAUUAUACUGAGAUUAAUAGUAAUAACUGGAUAAAGUGAAUGUUAUAAAAUAUUAGUGUAAUGUAGAAAUAUUAAAAUCAAACGAAUUAAAAAGUUCAUAGUGUCAGAAUGGAGUCAUAGAUCUUUUUAAUAUUUAAAAAAGUCGUAAUUGCUUGUGCGUGUUUAAAAUUAACAGUCAUAAUUAAUUUUGUACAUAGAAUUUUAGUUAUUAAUAGGUAAGUAGAUAAAUAGAUGUAGACGAUAUUAUUGUGUAGUUUGUUAGAUUAUGUGGCAGUUUAUUUAUUUAUCACAACAUGAUGAAAGUUGUGGCUGAGGACAUAACUAACAAUGCUUUAAACUUAAACCUCAUUUUAUACAUAUUUCAUUCUGAUAUUUAAUUAAAUAAUAUUUUUUUUAUUUAUUAAUAUAAAUAAUAAUGCAGACAUUUUAUUUUUUAUGCAACAUUAAUUUUAUAUACAAUUAAUUUAAACAACAAAUACUUUCUACUUAAUAAUAGGACACAUGGAUAUCUUUUACUAUGUAUAAUGUCCCAUUUGUCCACUUAGAUUUUUUUUUGUUUUUAACAAAUUUGGAAAUAACAUUCCGUUGUUUAUAAUUAUUUAAAAAUAAUAUACUCUGACUCUAAAUAAUUUUGUAUAAAAUUAUUUUCGAGUUCCAUGUAUUAUUAAUGUGAUGUCAAUAAAUAAGGAAAUGUCUACCAGUGAAAUUUUCUAUUAUUUUAUUUAGAUACGUAUGUUAAAAAUACACACGGGUAAUUAGAAAAUUCAUUUCUUAUUAUUAUUUACGCAUUUAAUUACAAUUAUUUUAUUUAAAAUAGACAAAUAUCGAAACUGUUUUUAUAUAAUUUGGGCAAAAUAUCAGUAUAACGAAAUUAAAAAAAAAACUCGUUUCUUUACGAAAAGCGUGCGCAAUAAACGCAACGCUUAUAUUUGCUAAAAUGACAUCAAUAUUUUAAAUUCAUUAUAAAUCAAUAAUCACCUCAAGCGAGCACUUACUUACACUUAGAUUAUUUAGUAUUAAUAGAAUGAAGUUCAAGUGUAGGUACAAAAGUCGUGUUAGAAAAAUAUGUUUCAUCUGUCAUAAAAUAAAAAAAAAAUAUAUGUAAUGUUUCGACUUUUUAAAUUCAUAAUGUGUGAAAUAAGAAUUUUAAAUAAUUAUUUCUAAGUAGAAAUACAACUGUGGGGGAAACACUGAGAACAGUAUUCGUUGUACAGUACCUGGUCUAGUCGUAAGUUUUAUUGUAGUUACAAAAUUGUUUAGUAUUUUAAUAGUAAACAUUACAUACCCACCUUCUAUUUAAUAUAUUAUUUAUAAAUGUAAAAUAAUAUUCUUUCAAACACUAUUGUAUAUAAAUUUCAUUAUUUACAUUUUAUUAAGUAAAACAAAAUUAUGUAUGGAAUAUUGAAAUAGUUCUGUUUCGAGCGUAUCCUGGUUCCCAUAACCAGAGGGCUUACCAUGAAAUAUUUACCGAAACUUCAGGGAUGAACGAACAAAAAUUUGAUGUUAAAAUUACACAAUACAUGCCAUGCUUAUGUAAGUGAAAUUAAUCACUCACAUUAGACUAAGUACAUAUAGAUUUAGACAAUUCGUCAAUGUAACAGCAAAAUAUUCUGGUAUACUUAUUCAUUCAACACCGAUAGAUGGCGUUCUUUUAUUUAUUUAAAGAAUUAUAUAUCAGUCUUAGAUAUGUUAGCAAACAAUUGACUGAACGUUAUUUAGAGCGUUUUUUAACACUACGCUCCAUCUAAUAGUAAAUGAUUUAUAUCUAAGGCUCUGAUGUAUGCACGUUAAUGCUGAUCUCAGUUCGAGUCACGUUUUAUCUUAUCAAUAUGUAGGUGUCUACAGACCAAAGGUGCGUACAAAGAGCGUAUAUACAAAGCCAUUAAGAAGUGAAAUAAAACUGUAUGUAGCUACAAAAGCACAUUUUUUAUGUACGUCUCUAUGGUUUGAAAUCCUCGACACUUUAUUUGUAGUUUUAUGUUUAAAAUUAAUGCAAAAACACUAAUAGUUUACAACAAUUGUCAAUUAUUAUAUUUAUUAUACAAAAAGAUAACACCACUAUUUGUACAAACUAAAAUGCCAUUAUUUUCGAUACCAAUUUUGCGGGAACUGAAGAACGAAUAACUCGUCUUUUAGGAUGCACGGAACUCAAUUUACACUUGUUUAUGUUUAUUUUUACUUAAUAAAAUGUAAUCUUUACUCAAUCUGAGACAUUGACAUUCCUUCGCAUUUAACGUACUACUUUAGAUAUACUUUUUUAUUGCGGCCUCUUUGUAAAUAAUAUGUUAAAGAUGCGUCUGUAAAACUUGUUCUGUCUGCGAAUUUUGAAUAAAUUUAUGGACAGCUA